AGAGCUCUGAGAGAGCUUUCGCAGUUAGUUCGAUACCGAGCGCCGGAGCGUUCGGUUUACGUCCCCCAAGAGCGCGCGUUCCGUCAUCGUCGCGGCUGUCGUCGGCGUGCGAUCAACGAGGAGACCCGGCGUCCGAGGACGACGUGGACCAACGACCAGGGUUAGAUCGUCGGCGUCCGAGGACGACGUCGUCCGAGGGGUUCCCUCGACACGCGGUCUGAACGCGUUGACAUGUGCGUUUCGCGGGAUCGAGAGAAUCGCCUGUGAGCGAGCAAUUCCGCAAUCGAUAAGCUUGCGAUCGAGAGACCUCUUGGAACCCUCCCUUCUCUUUCUCUUGGACCGGAACGAUGAUGUCUUGAAUACCAUGUGCACCAGCUUCGAGAGGCGUCGCUUUGUCGGCUGGUGAACGAGCCUUUGAAUUCCCGGGCGAGAGGGGACAGCGGGGCCUCUUGGAGGGUACGAUGGCACCAGGAGGAGACUCGGUGGCUUAAAUGCCAUCGUCGGCGAUUGUCCCAUGCUGCGACCUCACCGGCCCCGCCGUCAGCCAUCGCGCCUCCCGUAAUCGGUUCGGGGUAUUAAUCCCUCGUCAGUGAUUUCGGGGCUUGCCCCAAUUCCCGCCGAAAUUCCCGUCACGAUGCGGGGACCGCAUUCGAGCUGGAUGUCGCAUCGCGAUACCGAUGGAUCGAGUCGUUCCACUGGGAUGAGACGGCAUCGGGACGCACUCGCGAAUUGGGACGAGUAGAGCCGCGUCGCCGGGAUCGACCCUCGUUCCAUCCCUUCCUCCUUCCUUCAACGACCCUCGAAAAACAACGACCUCGAUUCAGCGCCUCCCCGGUCGACGUAUCCCCCGCUUCCGGGACGGGACCCUCAUGCAUAUGUAUAGCUUGUGAAGGAUCCCAGUCAAGGUCGAAUCGGUCGUCCAGAUCCCGACGUAGACCAGUGGAAGCAGUGCGCUCGAUAUCGCCUCGCGGUUAAAUCGGGUACGCUUAUUGCCAGCUGAUUGGCAGCUCGGCCGAUCCUGAGGAGCUAAGAUCCAGUCGGAAACUCGGAUGUGUAUAUGUUUCUGGCGAUAACGUAUGAACGUUGCACGCGGAUAACGAUGCUUCUGGAGGAACAGACUUGUCGGAAAUGGGACUCGGGACGUGAGAUUGCGAGCGCAAUCGGGGAGAGGAAAGCUUAACAGAGCUCGGCCGCUCUCGACUGGAACGUCACGUGUACGUGUGUGUUUCCAGGAUGGAGAUAUCGGAGAAUCGAAUUAAUGACUGCAAUUUGCACAAUCGGAUAUAGCCGCGAAACUCGAGAUUCGCCGAUCGAGCAAGUUUAACGAACUGGAAGAUUGCCGCGCGGCCACAAAGAUAUUUCUAAUGUAAUUCGCGUUGGACUCGAAAAAUUUUAGAUUAACAGUCUCGAUCCAGGUCGAACCUUGGCCGAUAGCUCCGGCUGUGUCAUCACCGCUGUGGAAGAUUGGAACUGCGAAUACACGUGAAAUCUCGUCAACCGGUGGGCUCGGGGAAAAAAAAAAAGGAAAUUUCGAAAUUGGCCCGAUGAGGCCUUGAGCAAAAAUCGCGAACGUCACGAUGGGAAUAAUGGCGCAACUGUUGCUGCCAUGAAUUAGGUCAAUGUUUCGCAAUCCCCUGUCGAAUCUCCCCGUGUGCGCUAACGGGACUUUAAAUUCCGACCAAGCGAAAAACUAGCAUGACGCGGUGUUCUUGACGCGACAAAAUGUAGCAAAAAUGAAGGCGCGAAAGCGGGUCGCGCGAUAUCCAGUUUGAAGGAGGAUACUUUCAUCAUUUUUGCCCCAAGGGGUGUUUAAUUGAGGAAGGGAGCGCGACGCAUGAACGUGCCGUCAUCAUGUAGAAGCGGAAAUUCGUGAGAUGCUGACCCAAGCAAACGAGACCUUCGUCGCCAACGUGUAGCACUUUUCAGACCGCUCGAAGGUGAGAGGGGGCGAAUCUCGACGGGGCAAGGGUGUCGUCUCGCCGUGGUAGCGGUGACGUCGCGAUCGGCAGGGUCCAAGGGCCCAUGGCCGGGAACUGUUUCCGCUGGUGGCUCCCGAUCGCGAUCCUAUCCGGGUGCUUUCCCCCCUCAGCGACCGACGCCGCUCGUAUUUCGUGCACGUCCACCUAUCUCACGGAGGUGGCCCGCGGCGGGGACGUGGUGGUCUUCCUGGGCGAGAAAUGCGACCGGGAGAUCAACGUCACCGAGAUACAGGAUCACUUGGCCGCGUCCGACGAGGUGGCCGGCGAGCUCUCGAUCAGCGUGAUGCCGAGAUCCCUGACAUGCGAGACGGAAACCGGGGGCCUCGGCGCGCUGAUCCACGCUGUCGGUGAGAGCAACACGAAGGCGGUAAUAGCCGCGCUUGACAGCUCGAUCUGCGAGGUGGCCGCCAAACUCGCCCAUCUCGGAAAUAAACCAUUGCUCACGUGGACCUGUCCGUUGAGAGACUUAAAGGAGAAGGAUCUAUCGUCGAUCAUCAGGCUUUCUCCGUCAUUGCCGUCGAUGGCUAAUGCCGUGGCGGAAAUAUUCCUGCACUUGCAGUGGAAGACCGCGGCCAUUAUCGGCAUAGAUCGCGAGCCCUGGUCCAGCCUGGAUCGUGCCGUGAUCAGCACGUUUCGGAGGAUCGGCGUGAUUCUGCGGUACCACUUGAUUCUACCCCAUCGCGCCACCCUCGAGCAGAUCCGCAGGAUACUCAAGUCCGUAAACAGCGUUUCCCGACGAGCUACGGUGCUUUGCCUGCCGCUGCUCGACGAGGUGACGAGCCGCGUCCUGAUCGAGUUGAACAUCGCGUGGCAAAACCACAUCCAGAACUCCGUCAUCCUAAUGAUCCACACGGAGGAUAUCGACCUCUUCCUUCCGAGAGACGAGAACCCGCCGCCCGCCUCGCUCCCGACCAUCGAUCCGACCUUGGCCCAGUCCGCGAUUACUCAGUCUUCCAAUUUUUCUACCUCGAGUGUAACUCGCGCCGGCCCGAACGCGACUCUGGAGAACGAUGAGAAGAGGGUGCACAAGAUAGAGGAAGCCCCGCGAAGCUCCUUCCCACCGAGGAAUCUCAGCAGCAACACGAUGGAGAAUCUACUCGCGGUCGCACCGCUCGAUCAGAGGUACGACGUGAGGAAGGUCUUCAAUGGCACGCAGAGAUACGCGACGCCGACGUUGCUCGAUCGAUUGAACGAAUCGCUGAUCGUGUUGACGCGCGACAACAGCAGCCUCGACGCCCACAACAACAAAAUGUACACGUACGCCCUGCUGGACUGGAACACCGACGUCGGCUGGCAGCCGAUCCUCGCGGUUGUCAACGGCUAUCAGCGACAGAUGGUCCAGCAGCUGACGCCAAGCGCGGUGGCGUUCCUCAACAACCUCGAGUCGUCCGACCUGUCGUCCUGCGACGACGAUGCCGAUUGUCCGGAUGGCUUGGCCGACAUGUCUUUCCGUACCACACAUAUCGUAGCUAUUAUUCUGGGGUCGCUGCUGUUCACCUUUGUCGCCAUCGCCGUCGGGAUUAUAGUCCGGAAGCGAUUGCUUAAGAAAAGGAUGUCCAAAGGCCCGUACAAAAUCAUCCUGACGACAUCGGACUUCGUUUUUCCUCAAGUGCCUCCAGUAGAUUCGAGAACGGUAGACGAGGGCAUCGAGGCGAUGCUUUGCUGCUGGCUGCAGCAGCUGCAAGAGUUCGGCGGGCCGGAGGUCGAGAAGCCGGACCUGCUCCAGCUCGGCAGCGUCAACUCCCUGAAGCCGUACUUGCAGGCCGCCGGCGGAAACGUGCCGAGGCACACCUUCUUCAAGGAUCCACGUGCUAGGUACAACGGUGACUUGGUUCAAUUGAAGGAGCUACCCUUUCAAGGUACGUUCGAACUGAAGAGCAAGGCCAUGGACGUGCUGGUCACGAUCCACGGGCUGCGACACGAGAAUCUCAAUCCCCUGAUCGGAUGCCUUAACGAACCUACGAGGCCCUGCCUAGUGUCGGAGUACUGCACGAGGGGCUCCCUGGAGGACGUACUCGUUCAGGAUGAGAUUAAACUCGACUGGUCCUUCAGAUUAUCCCUGCUCACCGAUCUCGUGCGGGGUAUGAGAUACAUUCAUGGGACCCCGAUACGCGUUCACGGCUACCUCACGUCGCGGAAUUGCGUGAUCGACGCAAGGUGGGUCCUAAAAGUCACCGAUUACGGUCUACCUGCAUUUUACGAGGCGCAGAACAUCGUGCCACCGGUGAAAACGGCUCGAGACCUAUUAUGGACCGCCCCGGAACUGCUUAGGCAUCCGAAUCUGCGGAAAAAAGGAACCCAGGCCGGGGAUGUUUACAGUUUCGGAAUUAUCAUGCAGGAAGUCGUUGUUCGCGGUGAACCAUUUUGUAUGCUCGCCCUGUCUCCGGAAGAUAUAAUUGAGAAGGUAAUGAAGCCACCACCCCUGAUCAGACCGUCGGUCAGCAAAGGCGCUGCGCCACCGGAAGCUAUAAACAUCAUGCGCCAAUGCUGGGCGGAAACUGCUGAAAUGAGGCCAGACUUUGAUGACGUGCACGAUCUCUUCAAAAAGCUGAAUCACGGAAGAAAGGUAAACUUUGUGGAUACGAUGUUCCAAAUGCUUGAGAAGUACUCGAACAAUUUGGAGGAACUCAUUCGCGAGCGUACGGAACAGCUUGAUAUGGAGAAGAAGAAAACUGAGCAAUUGUUGAAUAGAAUGUUACCUAGCACGGUCGCCGAAAAGCUGAAGCUCGGAAUGCCCGUCGAUCCCGAAGAAUUUCGCGAGGUCACGAUUUAUUUCUCGGACAUUGUCGGUUUCACGACGAUAUCCGCGCGCUCGACGCCCUUUCAGGUGGUCGAUCUUCUCAACGAUCUCUACACCUGCUUCGACGACACGAUUAACGCGUACACCGUCUACAAGGUGGAAACUAUCGGAGACGCCUACAUGGUCGUAGGCGGAUGUCCUGUGAGAAUACCGGAUCACGCAAGCCAAGUGGCAACCAUGGCGCUUGACCUGUUACACCAGAGUGGAAAAUUCAAGUUGAAACACCUUCCGGACACGCCACUCCGGCUACGCAUCGGUCUUCACACGGGCCCGUGCUGCGCCGGGGUGGUAGGUCUAACGAUGCCGCGUUACUGCCUGUUCGGCGACACGGUGAACACCGCCUCGAGGAUGGAGUCGACCGGGGCGCCGUGGCGUAUCCAUCUCAGCCAGGCGACGAUGGAUCGAUUGACGCAGGUCGGCGGAUACCACAUCGAAUACCGCGGGCCGACCGACGUCAAGGGCAAAGGCAAGAUGCCGACCUACUGGCUGCUCGGCAAGCAAGGCUUCGACAAGGAGCUACCGAAACCGCCGCCCCUCGGGGAGAACCACGGAUUGGACGAAAGUCUGAUACUGGGCAGUCACUCUCAGAGCGCAGACCUGACGAGCCCGCAGCUGCCGGUGAUACCGUCGCAGGACGAGACGGCCGAGGAAUCGAUCAACCCCGUCGAGGCCGUCCAGCCAGAUUAUCAGGACUCUGUCAGCAGCAACGGGGUCGCCAACGGGAGUGACAGCCGGGCCGCGUCCUUCGAGGAGGCCUGCGACGUCAGGAGGGUCGCAGUAUCCGUGCACGACGAGCGCACCCUGCUGUCGAGCUACUCCUUGAGGUCCAACGACUUCAUCGAGGUGUUGCAGGGCAAGCAGGACUCGCAGAGGUCGACGACGGAGGCCGUUCACGGGGGGAUCGUGAGCAAGAGCACGUCCGGCGACACCCAGGUCUCCCUCGGCGUGUUGUCCUCCACCGUUUCCGGCACCGACUCCGCGAUGACGACCCUCGGCGCGUCCACCAGCUCCCUCACUUCGAUCGCCGCCUCGGCGACGUAUCGACAACCGCCGCUGAGGCACCGUCGCUUUGGCUGCAUCGACGAGAACGACCUCAGCAUGCCGUACAAUCAUUAUAGGUGUCUAUCACCCAACGAACAUCACGUUUCAGGGAAAAGCGUCGGCUGCCGAAUGCUCCGGAGGCAAUUCAGUCUGGAUCGUCCGGACGAGCCGGUGUCAAUAAUCCCGGAACAAUCGCAGCCACAGAGAUCGACUCCUCGUCUUUAUAAGCAAAAUAGCGCGGGCGCGGCCAACGACUUGGAGAGAAUCGAGGAAGUACCAUCGACAACUCCCAAACCCCACCUUCAGAAUUACCGCCAUGCGGCUUCCGUUUCCCUCUCCGUCGAAUCUCUGUCGUUGCGUUGAACCAAGUCAAAUAUUAACUUCUCCGAUAGAGAAAAACU
Molecule: messenger RNA, 6221 nt
Organism: Camponotus floridanus (Florida carpenter ant)
Lineage: Eukaryota; Metazoa; Arthropoda; Insecta; Hymenoptera; Formicidae
Product: retinal guanylyl cyclase 2
Exons: 23
Coding region: 2023-6183 (1386 amino acids)
Biological process (GO): intracellular signal transduction; protein phosphorylation; cGMP biosynthetic process
Molecular function (GO): ATP binding; guanylate cyclase activity; protein kinase activity
Source: RefSeq, a predicted model, not a curated record